This is a messenger RNA of Echinostoma caproni, 3141 nucleotides long. The record is from the annotation of a GenBank genome assembly. Lineage: Eukaryota; Metazoa; Platyhelminthes; Trematoda; Plagiorchiida; Echinostomatidae.
AUGCAUUACACACCGACCAAUCCGAGUGGUCUCAUGCAAAUGGGAUCCAAGAAUAUGGACCGUUAUUAUGCCACGUUGGUUUGCGUAUGUCUUCAGUUGAACGGGUUUUAUACCACACCAGAACUACAAGAAAAACUCGUGCAGAAUCAGAGUCUUCUCAUUGAAUUACUUGUGCGUUAUCGGCUUGAACUUCCAUUCGGCAUGUCUAAUUUGCGUGGUCUAUGCGAAUCAGUAUUGAAAUCAAUGCCGAGAAAUCCAUACGCGUUGGAGGCCUUAAUUCGACUGAAACUGGAGACGUUUCUGUUUUCUGCCUUUCCGUCGUUGAUAUCUCCGAGUUUGGACGUGGAACACAAUGAUUCCGAUGACCCGCUUUACUUUUGUCGGGAACUGUGUCACCCGAUUACCACCGCGCAACUAGAUGCACUGGAUGCACACAUCGUGGAACACGCUGGUGACAUCGACGGACCGGGCUUGACAACCAGCAUCCGGAAUACAGUGCAGCUGGGUCGUUUAACCAGUGCUAUAGCCGGUUGGAUUUUAUCGGGCACGGAAAAUCGCUCGACUGAAACUGCCUCCGCGAACAAUCAGACAGAUCAUUGGUCUGACACGAUGCAUGCAAUAGAGCACAUGAGUUUAAAUGGUUAUCAAGGAAUUCACAAUUGGCGUCAUUUAGGUUUGAUGGAUUUUCACGCUAUGUGUCUAUUGGCUCUGUCCACCUUCAAGCUACACGCAUUCGAACGGUGUGACACUGUCACGGAACAAGUUUUAUCCUAUCUUGCUGCGCAUCAAAAUGAAAUGUGCUUAGAAAGUCGUGAACUGAGUGAGCUGGCCUCGGUGCCAUUGAGUCAGUUGACUGACUUCCUGCAGCCCAGACCUGCUGCAACGCCUUUCCGAUUACAGCUUCAGAAACCUAACUGGUCCGGAACUGUUCACGGUUGCCUGGUCGAGUGGAUGCUAGCGUUGCGAUUAGCCAAUGCAUCCGCUUCAGAACAACCUGCUUUGACCAACUAUGCAUCUCACGAUCUCGUACCGCGUUACAUUCCCAUGUUCCAGAAAUCGUUCUAUUGGCCCGAUGUCGUGCGCACCCUGUGGAUUGAAUGCUGUCUGACUGAUCAAAAUGUGAAUCUCGGUCUCGGGGUGCUCUUCCCGAACUCCGACUGCAGCACACUGGAGACCGUUCUCUCGGUGUACGCCCAACAAUCCUCUUCGCGUGCAAAGCUGUGCUGCUUGUGGAUCGCAGUGGAGCAGGCGCUGCAACAUGAUGAAACAGAUGAGAAUCGUUUAAAGGAGCUGACUGAUUUCAUCUUCGCACUGAUGGAGGAUUUCGGUUGUUCUAAAACAUCACGUGAGCAUUUUCUCUUCGGUCGAAUGAUUUCCCGAUUGUCCUUGUGCUCGAAAACCGCUGCUACGGAACCGAGACUCUCUCAGCCUGUCGAAGAGGAUUGUUACGUGGCGGGAGCUGGGGCUGACCCUGGGUAUUAUGCAAACCAUUUGUCUCUAGGUCGGAUAUAUCGUCGUAUGGGCAAAUUGAAGGAGGCGUUAAAGUCGCUCGCACAAGCCAAAAUGACCUGCCCUCGCUCACCGGAUUGUGCCUAUGAGCUCUCGGUGGCACUCUGUCAAGACCGUCAACUGCAAAAAGCGUUCGACUGCUACGCCGAUAUAAAUCCAAAGCUAUUCACCAAGGAGCUGUGGUUGAAUUACGGCCUAAUUGCGUUGCAUUUACGAAAUACACUGAAGGCGGUACCCGCCCUUCAGAAGGUGAUCAUCCUGGAUCCUAAAAACGCUCUCUAUUGGGAAAUACUCGGAGAGGCUUAUCUCUUACGGAGAAGUUACGAUACGGCCAUAAAGACGCUAUUGAAAUCGAUCGAGCUGGAUCCGAAACGUCCUUUCGCCCAUAUUCUAUGCGGCCAGGCCUAUCGAGGUAUUGAUGAAACAGUAUUCGCUAUACGAAAACUGGAACAAGGGCUGGAACUGACACGACAAGGAAUGGGCUCACAGGACCCUAGACACGAUAUGAUUAGUCUAUGUGUUUCGGCUCUGAAAGUUCCACAUCGUCUCGUCAGUGUUGUAGAGAAUCGGGACGCUCCGGAUCAAGACAACAACGUUCUCGUGUGUCCGUGUGUGUGUCUCCGUCUGGCCGAUAUCUACUCUGCUUGUGCACUAAAACAGUGGAGCAAACUGGAGCGCCUGCAGCACACAGACGUCAUCCCGAGUGCUAAUGAUAGCCCCGUACUUCAACGAUGCACUCUACUGGUAGCCAACGGCCUACAGUGCUUGUCCCAUGCCCGGUACCUGAAAGAAGGUCAUUCCAAAGCAUGCGGUUGUACCCUGAAAGAUGAUGAUACCAAGAUGAACGAGCUGUUUGAUUUGGCCGAAUCUUUUUUCAAACGGGCUUGUCGUGAACUGACCGAGUCAGCAGAGUUGGAUCAGCAAUUUUUGGACGGUUGUGAAGAUCAGGAGGAUGUGGCCGCAGUGAGUAAAAUCAAUCAAUUUGAAUCCAGUGCGGACAAGGUUGUCAGAUGUCGAUUGUCGGCCAAUCGUGCCCUUCAAUCCAAGGCGUGGUACGGUCUGGCCGAGCUAAUUUCACUUCGUCGAUCUAAUCACGAUCUAGUUGCGGAUUACUGUUUGUGCCAAGCUCUGAUGGCAAAACCUCAGAAUGCCGAAGCGGGUACAAGCUUGGCGCUGCGACUGUUGAAUCAGGGUCGAGCAAAGGUGGCAUCCACAAUGAUUACCCAGUUUCAAGCUCUGGAUCCAGGGAACUAUCUCGUUUGGCUGGCUUCAGCGCAUCUGAACGCGGUGAUUUCGGCCGGUGGCGGGAACAAGUCAUGCCUUGGAAACGAUAGAAAUCAAUCGGUGUUGCGCGAUCUUCUACAAACCGCCUGUCUAGGAACCAGUGUAGGUCCGGACCUUGUGAACUAUCACUUAGCCAUCGAAUUCCAACGUCCGUUUGAUAGUGAUUCCGUAUCGUUUUCACAAACCCCGAUUCACUUGUUACUUUCUCAAUACUUUUUGGCCACCUAUUUGUGUGUUGCAGAAGCUCUGGCAAAAGGAAUUAUAUUUUUGCACGAUCCAAAUCGAACAGUCGAAUACGACUUGGCCCGUCGUUGUGAGUUUUUAUUCUCAACCAGCCUCUCCGGUUAA